CUGAAAACAGUACCGAUUCCUCAAACAAGCUAGACAAAAAAAAGCAAAUCGCUCAAAUCCUGAUCCCGUCGGCGGCCGGCGCCGCCGGCGCCGUCGACGAUUACCCGGGCGAGGGUACUUAGAUCGGACCAGGGUGCUUAGAUCUGGCGAGGGCAUCAUCUUAAAGAUCCCUUCUGAGCCCGGAUUGCCCUCGCGAACUGCGGAAGAGGCAGCCACCGUCCGCCAUUGCUGGGCCGGCGAGCCAACUGCCGCCCUCCAUUGCCGCGCUGAAGAUCAAGCCACCACCCGCCGUUGCUGCAGCAUACACUCCCCUGCCUCAACGCCGGCCUGCAGCGAGAUGGAUAGACGUUGGAUUCGUGGUACACUGUUCUGUCGUGAGUACAUUAAUGGUGUCAAAGAGUUUAUGAACCUCAUUCAAGAGAAAUUUAGUGAGGAUGAUAAAAUACUCUGCCCAUGUAGAGAAUGCCUUAAUCACAAAUACUGGCAUCAGGCCGUUGUGAACAAGCACAUAUUGACAAAUGGCAUGGAAACUACAUACACUCGUUGGAUAUAUCACGGAGAAGACUUCGAUGCAGAUGUUAUUGAACAUCCUGUUGAUGUGCAUGAGACCGAGGAUGGUAACAAUGGUGAUGACCGAUUUGAUGAGAUGUUUGGAGACCUAUGCAUAGCAGUACAACAAGGUCAGAAGGAAACUGAAGAUGAAGAUGGUAACAACGAUGCAAACCCUUCUGAGAAUGAGUCUUUUCUGGCGAACGUGAAGAAAGAGGCUAAGCGACACCUUUAUCAUGGUUGUACCAAGUUUUCAAGGUUCUCAUUUGUGGUGAAGCUUCUUCAUUUGAAGUCAUCCCAUAGGAUCACAAAUAGUGCAUUUACUGACAUAUUGAAGCUAUUGGCUGAAGCUUUCCCUCAACCAAAUACACUCCCAAAGUCGUAUGAGGAAGCAAAAAAUCUUCUGAAGGAAUUAGGCCUUGGGUAUGAGUCUAUACAUGUGUGCUUCAAUAACUGCGUUCUGUUCAGAAAGCAAUAUGCCAAGCAUGACAACUGCCCAGUUUGUGGCAUGUCAAGGUGGAAAGACCCUGCUAGAAAGAAGAUUCCACAGAAAGUUUUGAGGCAUUUCCCAUUGGUCCCUAGGCUGAAGAGGAUGUUCCUUUCCAGAAAAAUAGCAGAAGAAGCGCAGUGGCACAAGCUAAAGAGGUAGCCCAGCGAGAAGGAAAUGAGUCAUCCGGCCUACGGUGAUGCGUGGCAGGAUUUCGAUAAAAAAUAUAAAAAAAUUGCAGAAGAUGCCAGAAACAUGAGGCUUGGCAUUGCCACUGAUGGGUUCAAUCCUUUCGGAAACUUCAACACAAGCUAUAGUAUGUGGCCUGUAUUUGUUGUGCCAUACAACUUUCCACCUUGGGCAUGCAUGGAUCAGUCAAAUUUCAUGAUGGCUCUUCUAAUUCCAGGUCCCAAAUCACCUGGCAAGCACUUCGAUGUCUUUCUACAGCCACUUGUAGAAGAUUUACUUGAGCUUUGGAAGGGUGUGCGUACAUAUGAUGCUUAUAGCGGAAAAAUGUUUGAUCUUCAUGCUGCAGUUCUAUGGUGCAUUCACGAUCACCCAGCGCUGAGCACUCUUUCAGGGCGUACUACAAGAGGCUAUGCUGCAUGUAUUCAUUGUGACAAACACCCUCUUUCGUACGGCCUAAGGAGCAAAAAUGGAUAUAUUGGACACUACCGUUUUCUUCCAAAGGGACAUCGUUUGCGAAGAAACAAUGAAUUUGUUGGUCUUCAUGAACGCAAUGAUGAGCCGGGUAAAUUCUCCAAGGAAGAGCUGCAAGUAGAAUUCGAGAAGGUUAGACCCGGGCAACAACAAGAAAGCAGGAAAAGGCUCAUGUGCCAAUUUGGAGCCUGAGGGUUUGUUUGUGGGAUUUGGAGUAUUGGGGUGACUUGAAGCUGAGACAUAAUCUUGAUGUCAUGCACAUCGAGAAAAACAUAU
This is a messenger RNA of Triticum aestivum (bread wheat), 1972 nucleotides long. RefSeq lists its product as uncharacterized. NCBI's taxonomy places the organism in Eukaryota, Viridiplantae, Streptophyta, Magnoliopsida, Poales, Poaceae. The record is from RefSeq and is a predicted model, not a curated record.